GCAACUCCGCUGCGAGGCGGGGCGGCGUUUUUGCAAUUUUGAAUGCCAUGCUGCUCGUCGGCGGAAGUGGAACUCAUGGUGGAAAUACCAACAGCAACCAGAAGAACAGUUUCAGUUCCUCUUCCUACUCCGCGACUGUGUCCCAAUCUUCGCAAAUUCUGAAACUCGGUGAGUUCCCGCACCUUGGCGAGUGUCGGGGCGUGAAGAAGGCCACUCAGGAACGCUGCGGAAUGGUGAUCAACUUGGAACGGUGCCCCACCGGCUACUGCAGCUUUCACGGCGGGGGGCCGAAGCUCUACCGGGGCGGAGGCGGUCCUGCUGGUGGACCAUCAAAUAAAGCUUUCGGCAACACUACUAGACCAGGCGUCGCAACUACAUCUUCUGGACCGAGCCGCGCGGCGGUUAAUGUUGUUCCACCAAGCAAAGAGGCGAUCGAGGCCCUACCGGAGCACUUGAAGCCAGCGGCCAUGCGGAAGCCCGGGACUUUUCGCGGGAUCGGCAACAUUUUCGACCAGAAUAUUUCAUCAACGGCGGGUGCUCCUGCUGUGAAGAAACACAAACCUGGAAAUCCAGCGUCGGGAGCUGGCCCUUCUACAACAGCCACUACAGUUUCCGGAACGACGAAGAGCCUGACGCUCGGAGGUGGCACGGUCCCGCAAGCGCCUCAAAACUCUUCGUCGAACGCGCGCUCUGGCGGGGGAGCAGCGGCGGCCCCUACGCAGGGCAGGCCGCCUGCUCCGUCGACUGGUGGACCAGGAGCAAAAACCGUCCCUGGUGCAGCUGUAGACACGAUUGAGGCGAGGCACAGAAUCAAAAAAAAGGAUCCCCUGAAGAACAAUGCGUUGAUGCAAAUGGCCAUUGCGGGAGGUGGAGGUGGACCGCGAAGUAAAGUUGCGGACAGGACGAACAGGCCUGCGGCACCAGCGAUUGUGAAGCCAGCUGCAGGCACAGCUGCAUCGAACGCGAGGAAUGCUGCUAUGGUACCUAGCAGUACGCGAAGUCUUUUCAACACGGCUGGCGGUCCUGGUUCCAAGCAAUUGGUUCCUGUAGUGGCACCUCAGGUUGCAUCGCAACCACGGCACAACCCUCAACCUGCAGACAGACCGACAAUGUCCAGGAUGAUCAUGCCUCCCGCUCAGUUUCAGCGGCGCAAUGUGGAAGAACUCACACACUCGGAAAGGAUAUCCGGUGUUACGAACCCACCGGGCAACCAGAUGAGUUCUUCGGGUCCUGUGCCUACAAGAUCCACACCAGCAGACAGUAGCGCAGGCCGUUCUCUGGUUUUCAACCUUUCUGCCAAUUCCACCACAGCGUCAAGCAACAAGCGUUCCCGCGAGGAACUGCUAGCCGAAGCGAACACGGCGUUUCUGGCUCAGACGCUGCAGAAACGAGGCGGCCUGGAAGAUGAUCCGGAAGAUGCGCGUAGCGCCAAACUUUCCAGAGUCGCUACAAUUACCGGCGCAGCGACCGUUGUUUCUAAAAGGCACGCUCCCGGCUCUGGCGCGAUGAACCGCCGUACGAAUGCGUACGCGCUUCGCGGGGCGGAGAAUCAUCGGAAGGAAAUUCUAGCCGUGAAGAAGCCUGGUGGUGCUGGAUCCUCCACUAGUCUUGUGUCCUCCGGCGCAGCUGGAACCACGAAUUCCACUGCGGACGAUCAAACCGCUUCUGCAACAAGCGGCGCAGCACGACCCCGCCUAGCGACCGACGAGAUUUCCCGGCAGCGCAUGGAGGCUCUGUACGGGCCCAGUGUCGCGGCACAGAUGGCGUCUUUCGACACGUCCAAGUUGAACAAGGCGGAAACUAAAGCGGCGGAUUUGGUCGAAAAGGAAAAGAUAUCAAAUGUAAACGUGUCUGGGUCUGGAAGAAUGCAACUUGUCAUGCUAUUUUCGGAUCCUAAAAACAUUUGUAUUGCAUGACCAGGAAGAAGAGCUCAUUUUGUGCUACGUGGGAAGGACAUUUGUGAUGCGGAAUAGGCAUCAGGAUGCCCUCCAAAAAUCUGUGAUGCUAGGUGAUGCUUUACAAGCAUCAUGGGUCAUGCAAAAUAUGCAUGACAAACCUGGCGACCUUCCAGACCCAGACGCUUUUGCAUUUGAUAAAAGAUCAAGCAGGUGGACACGCGGCUGGCCACCAUGGAACAGCAGGACGUGGAGCACGAGACGAAAUUGGAGGUCAAAUCCCUCCCGGUGACCGCGUAUUACUGCAAGCAGUGCAACAUUCUGACUGAAUAUGUCCGUUCGAAGCUGGCGUGCGAGCAGCAGGGGCACACGGUGGAAAUCUGGCGGGACGUCACGAAGGAGCGGAUCCAGUGCCAGAAGUGCAAGUUCUCGACGCACAUUUUGAGUGGCCGGUUCCCGAAGCGGUGCAACAAGUGUCGGGCGGAAAACAUGUGGCGUAAGGUAACCUUCUACGCGGAGAAGAAGUCGCAGAGCUUGGCGGAACUGCAGAAUGGCGGAGCGGGUGGAGAGAACGCAUUCUCCGCCCGCGGAAGCGCGCACGAACGCGCUCUGGAAUUUGAGGAAAAGAGGGAAGCGGCGGAGGGAGAUCUGGAGGGGUUUGGGUAUCGUGGCCUGUGAGUUUGAGAUGAGCAGCAUGAAGAUGAAGAUCAAGUGAAGCGAUCGUCUUCUACUAGCAGCUACCACGACAGGAACCCUUUACCAUUGUUGUUGUGCUGCAGUCCUGUCGUCCGCAGAUACCAUUACUUAUCAGCCUUUCAUCACAAUUUUCGCAUUGGAUUACGAACCUCCAUCUUCAACCUCUACCUCAAGAAUGGUCUUCGUGGUCCACAGGCAGCAUACCAGCUAUGCCAGCAUUGCU
Molecule: messenger RNA, 2814 nt
Organism: Amoebophrya sp. A120
Lineage: Eukaryota; Dinophyceae; Syndiniales; Amoebophryaceae
Source: the annotation of a GenBank genome assembly